UUGCAGUGUGGAGAAGCGUCGUAAUGGCUGAGCUCCUUCUCCUGAAUGAUCCCCCAAGGAUGGACAAGGACAGGAAUGAGAUGACUAAGAGAAUAUUACACUUCACCUUGGAGAUCCUCCACCUGCUGACCGGAGAGGAUUACACCAUAGUGAAGAAGACAUGGGGGGAGUGUGUGGCCCCCAGCAGUCAUCUCCAUGAGUCACGACGGAGCAGGGCCCGGGGCCCCAACACGGAGCCUCCACCUCACUCACUGAUACAUGAGGAGAAGAUCCUAGAACUCACCCACAGGAUCACUGAGCUGCUGACUGGAGAGGUUCCUAUAAGGUGUCAGGAUGUGGCGGUCUAUUUCUCCAUGGAGGAGUGGGAGUAUGUAGAAGGACACAAGGAUCUGUACCAGGACAUAGUCAUGAUGGAGGAUCACCGGCCCCUCACAUCACAAGAAAAUCCCAGUAAGAAUUCUGAGGGAAACUUCAUGUUAUCCCUGAAUGAUGAAGGAGAAGAUGAAGAUAUGAUGGAGCGCUCCUCAGGAGAAGACCUCCUUACCCCUAAUGUCCAUCCAGAUCUAUCCUAUAAUAAUCCACCUGAUCAUGAGGAACCUUCUCCUGACCAACCACACAUUGUUACCACAAGGACAGAGCAGGAACAUGGGAAAGGUUUAUAUUGUGAGGAAUGUGGAAGAUGUUUUACAAAAAGAUCAGCUCUUCUUACACACCAAAAAAGUCACACGAGAGAGAAGACUUAUUCAUGUUCAGAAUGUGGGCAGUGCUUUAUAAGUAAAUUAAAUCUUGCUAAACAUGAGAUAAAUCACACUGGAGAAAAAGUGUAUUCAUGUUCAGAAUGUGGGAAAUGUUUUAAACAUAAAUCGCAUUUUGAUAGACAUGAGAAAAUUCACACAGGAGAGAAGCCAUAUUCGUGCUCAGAAUGUUGUAAAUGUUUUAUAAGUAAAUCAGAUCUUGUUGUACAUGAAAGAAGUCACACAGGAGAGAAGCCAUAUUCAUGUUUAGAAUGCGGCAAAUGUUUUACUAAUCAAUCUAAUCUUGUUAUACAUGAGAGAAUUCACACAGGUGAAAAGCCAUAUUCAUGCUCAGUGUGUGAGAAAAGUUUUAAAAGUAAAUCAGAUUUAGUUGUACAUGAAAGAAGUCACACAGGAGAAAAGCCAUAUGUAUGCUCAGAAUGUGGGAAAUGUUUUAAAAGUAAAUCAGAGCUUGUGAAGCAUGAGAGAAUUCAUACAGGAGAAAAGCCUUAUUCAUGUGCAGAAUGUGGGAAAUGUUUUACAAGUAAGUCAAAUCUUGUUAUACAUGAGAGGAGUCACACAGGCGUGAAGCCAUAUUCGUGUGCAGAAUGUAAGAAAUGUUUUACAGGUAAAUCAGAACUUGUGAUGCAUGAAAGAAGUCACACAGGAGAAAAGCCAUAUUCAUGCGCAGAAUGUGGGAAAGGUUUUACAAGUAAAUCCAAUCUUGUUAUACAUGAGAGGAGUCACACAGGCGUGAAGCCCUAUUCAUGUUCUGAAUGUGGGAAAGGUUUUACUAAUAAAUCAAAUCUUGCAAUGCAUGGAAGAAGUCACACUGGAAUGAAGCCAUUUUCAUGUUCUGAAUGUGAGAAAUCUUUCACAGAAAAAUCCAGUCUUGUUAGACACGAGAGAAGCCACGUUUACGUUCAGAAUAUGGGAAAUGUUUUUAUGAAUCAAUCAUAACUUCCGGACAUGAGCGAAUUCACACAGGAGGCAGAAAUAAUUCAUGAACCAUAAUAUAAACUCCAUAAUGAAACGUAAGCAGAAGCUAAAGCCGCAGAAACACCCAAAGGGUUAAAGGGGUAUUCCAGGCAAAAACUUUUUUUUUAUAUAUAUCAACUG
Hyla sarda is the source of this 1853-nucleotide messenger RNA. Its product is annotated as zinc finger protein OZF-like. The transcript has 5 exons. Gene Ontology annotation, biological process: regulation of DNA-templated transcription. The record is from RefSeq and is a predicted model, not a curated record. The coding region runs from base 24 to 1694 and encodes 556 amino acids. Lineage: Eukaryota; Metazoa; Chordata; Amphibia; Anura; Hylidae.